CCACUGUGCCGCUUCAUUGCGAGAGCGCCGUUUCAAUCGCGGAAAGAUAAAAGAAAACGAGGGCCUCACAACUCCGCGAAAGUGGCGUUGUGUGCUGAGAGAGUGAAGUUGUUGGUCGUACGCGGUGUGAACAGGCUGUGCGUGUGCACGUUUCAGCGCUUCAACGCGUAAUUAGCUAGUUAGGUUGGUGUACGCCGUACCGCAGAACGGUGCCGUCAUUCCCAAAAUCGUCGUCGGCGGAUGCAGUUUGGUUGCAUUCGCGAGAAGCAUCAGUUACGCACACUGACACGCGGAAGUGUACGUUUCAAUACGGUGUGCGAGGUGAUUAGCAAAGCAGACAUUCCGAUCAACAUAACCAGCAGCAGCAGCACCAGCAGCAGCAACAACAGCUAACACACACACACACAGACAACAAAUCGUUAAGAGCAGAAAUCGUUUCUUCUCGGGGCCAUGUCCGGUCCGGAAACUGUUGCUUCAUCAGCGCCCCCAACCAUGGACGACCAGCCAUCAUCGUCCGGCAGCCUGCUGUACGACAUCGUGUACGAAAUCGUCAGCAGCCCGGUCAACCUGGCGCUGGUCGGCAUCAUCUCCUUCCUGCUGUACAAGAUCAGCAAAAGCCGCCAGCCGCCGGCAACACUGCCCCCGCCGCCGCCCGAGCUGCCCCGAUUGCGCCGCGACUUUACCGUCGCCGAGCUGAAGCACUACGACGGUACGCAACCGGACGGGCGCGUACUAACCGCCGUCAACGGUAACGUGUACGAUGUGACCAAGGGCAAGGCUUUCUACGGUCCAGGUGGAACGUACGCAGUAUUCGGUGGCCGUGAUGCGUCUCGCGGGCUGGCUACAUUCCAAAUCACCAGCUCGAUUAGCGAUGAGUAUGACGACCUGAGCGAUCUCAACUCGCACGAGAUGGAAUCGAUGCGCGAAUGGGAAAUGCAAUUCAAGGAAAAGUACUAUCUCGUCGGACGUUUGCUAAGACCGGGUGAAAAGCCGACAAACUACUCCGACGAGGAUGAAGAUACACCUACGGACAGUUCUGAGGUGCGGAAGCGUACGGCGACGCAAACCGCGGAAGGAUCAACCUCCUCCGGCGCUGCGGAUGCACCAUCAUCGUCACCGCACGAGAAAGAACCGAGCGUCGACAGUAAGGCACCGGGUGAUGGCGCAGCAUCAGCGGACGGUACCGAGUCGGACAAGCCGAAAGCCGAGUGACGAUCCCCCCUGCCCGUAAAGAAAUGUUCACCGUUGCAGCCCGAUACGCUGAUUGACGAUAUGCUUGCCAACCGCAUGAAAGUCAACAGCCAAAUGCAACGGCAGCACCGGUUGCAGCAACAAACCCAUUCGCAUCAACUAAAUCACCGCCACCAGAAGCCUGACCAAGCGUUAACCGACCGUGACGCAAACGUGUGCUGCUACACUGAGCUGGAUAGCGUUGCCGGAAGUGCGGACGCAUCGUUGCGCCGCAGGGCAAAGCGAACGACGCAGCAGAAAGAAUUCCAGCAGCUGUCGCCUAGUCCUAGUGACAGCGCACAUCCACAGGGUAGCAGCAGUAGUAGAAGUAGUAGUAGUAGCAGUAACAGCAGUAGUACAACGGCAGCAGCAAUAGGAGGGCACAACAAAGCAUAUGAUAGCGAUGACAGUCCGGGAAGCAGCGAGAACAACGAUCGGCCUUACACUAAUAGCAUGUCCAUCGGGGAACGGUUGCGUUACGAUCAGCAUUCGAUUUGCGACAUGUUUGGAUUCUGAAGCUUACGCCCCUCCUGCACCUCCAUUCCCUUUCCGCUCGGCGUAUCAGUUGCACUGUAGCACGGGGAAUGCGUUACUUAUAGUUUAGGCUCGUUGAUCAUUACCCGGGUGGGUAAGGCAAGCUUAGGAGGUAUUAUUCCACCAUUCAAUUCAUCAACAACAUCUGUUUAAUCACAAAACACACACACACACAAACAUAUAUAUACAUAGAGAAAGUGCCGCGCGAUUAUUUGCUUGGAACAAAAUUAGGGUUUGACCUGCCGAUGGUUUUCGCUUUAGAGUGAUUACAAUUUAUUUCCUUCAUACCUUCAACCUUACAUUGUCCUUCGUUUCUCCGAAGCUCAUCUUCGGAUUUUGGGCUAAACCCCCCCCCCCGCGGUAACGGCUGUUACGUAGGUGGCGCGUAACGCCCACCAUACACUUUUCUUUUAAUACCUUAUUGAAUCAUUCGGACUAUAAAGAGAUACGAUAAUAUCCUUCAUUAUGAGAACUGAAGCGUGUGCUGGAAUCCUUUGUAACGGAAUUGAUCGCAACGGUGGCUUGCGCAACCAAGUUGAGCCUCCCACAAAUGGCGAUAUAAGCCUGCUGAUAGUAGCCUUUCGGAUCUUUACAGGAGCAGGAUGGGACAGAAACCACUUCAGGACCAGCCUUUGGCUCACCAGGGACUCCGGGGGGAGAGGCUGCUUCGGCGCCACAGGAUUGGGAAUCCAAGUCGGAACUUACAGAUAUAGAGAUAGAGAUAUAUAUACAAGCACACUCGUGCAAUAAAGAAAGUUUGUACAGUAAGGAAAAAAGAGCAGAAAAUAGGUAGGGAGAGAGAAAAGGGGGGAGGGAGGGGCACUUCACAAACCGAUCCAGUCAGAUGUCCUAGUUUUUUUUCUUUCGUUCACGCGGCAUGUCGAUUGCCCUAGAAGAAGAGCAAUUGUCAAUUGUUUAAUUUUAAGUGGGGCAUUUGUGAGCGUUUGGGGGGUUUCUUUAGAUAUGGUUUUGUCGUUUUACGUCAGAUGCUUCAAUUUUCCAACAACAACAAAAAAAGUAGUUGCGUAUAGGCUUAGGUCCUGACCAUUCUGUGCAGGUUUCUCAUCUCUUUUUGUUUUCACGGCCGAACAUCAACCCGAGACGCUGCUUCUCGUUUUAGGGCAGUACCACCUCGAAGAGACGUGCCCGUCUUUCUUGACUUGAGUAUAUACCUGUAGAAGUUGAGUGGGUUGAGUGGGUCCGGUGCCGUGUCAUCAUCCCGGCCUUAAGUGAUCCUUGAUGGGCUCCUUGCGUGUAUGCCUCGAAGUACCAUCGCGAAAGGGGAGGACGAGUAUCAGUGCAUCUUCGGUGAUUUUUUUCCAUUUGUUUUUAAACUCCAUUUUCGCUUCGUCUUUAUUGCGUCUGUAUAUCGUUUUUUUUUAUAUAUAUAAUGUUUAUCUUUUGUGGAUGUGGUGCUCAUUAAUUUGAGUGGGCUAAAGAAAAUAUAACACUGCAUAAUGUGUACGGGAGUAACGAAUAGUACUGGUCCGCAGGUAGCACGGACGCUGUGUAGAUGCGAAUCUGAACGAGGGGGAAAGAAUUGGAAGACUAUGAGAAAUGUUCUUGGGGGUUAAACAUCAUCUGGCGAAGAUUGUUGUCACAUCUUCCCUUCUAAUGAUCCACGUAUGUAUUAAUUUCAAUAAUUUCUUCAACGCCCGGUUCGAUAUCAGUUGAUUUUCGCUUUGUAAAAUCUUUCGACUUAUUAUUGAAACGAGAACAAAAACCAGAGUUGUACUUACUGACCUUAGGUGUCAGCAUAUACAGGAAUGAAAAGACAUUUUUGGUAAAUUAAGGUGAAUGUGGUUUUGUUAUAUAUAUUUGGUUUUUUACAUUAAAAUGGCUUAGCUAUAUGUGCGUGUGUCGGUGUGUGUGUGCGUGUGAUAUCUUUUUUUAGCAUAUUAACAUAGCUUUAACAUAUGUCUCGAUGUUACACGCAAUUGUACUAAGCGCAAACAUGUUGGCACUUUAACCCCAUUCGUUGUCGUGUGCUGCAGAGGACUUCCUCCGCAGAGUGAAAAGGUUGAGGAACGGGAUUUAUUCAAGAAAAUGCACAAAGUGUUGUGAUUUUUCAAAUUCAUUGAAUUUGUAACAUUUUGAUAAAUGAGCUAAGUGGGGGUGGUAAAAGAAAAGCACGAAACCUUCAUCCCCCCACCCCCUAAAACCCCGAGGGAACGUAAACUAUAUAAAGUCAAAUGCAGAACAGAUAAGGACAAGAAUGCACCUGCAACGCUCUGCAGUGAAAAGCUCUUACAGCAUUGAAAGGAAAGGCAAAUGGUUACAAGAAAUAAGGACAAGCGGCUAGCCAAGGGUAUGGAAAGGAGGUGUGUGUAACGACGAAGCAAAAUGAAUUGAUUAUUGUUACAGAGAGCAGUAAAAGAAAGAUAGAGCUGCAUGGAAGCUGUAACUGGCUAAUCUUUAGACGGAUUUGGUGGAGGUUUUUUUUUUUUUAUAAAUGCAACACGGGGUAAGAUUUGUUGCAUUUUUAUUAUUAUUAUUAUCUCCCGGCAAUAGACCUUCUAGUGGUUCAGUUUGUUAAGAAUAAAAAUAUUAAAAAAAAAACACAGCCACAACUAUACUUAGAGCUCGAUAUUUUAGGUAUCCCGGAUAUUGUUUUGUGCAUAAAAAGUGGUAUCAUGAAUAAAGCUCGUGAUAUGAUGGGUGUUGGUAAUAAAUAAA
Messenger RNA from Anopheles stephensi (Asian malaria mosquito), 4440 nucleotides. Its product is annotated as membrane-associated progesterone receptor component 1-like. The transcript has 4 exons. The record is from RefSeq and is a predicted model, not a curated record. The coding region runs from base 451 to 1212 and encodes 253 amino acids. Gene Ontology annotation, cellular component: endomembrane system; membrane. Lineage: Eukaryota; Metazoa; Arthropoda; Insecta; Diptera; Culicidae.